Messenger RNA from Schizophyllum commune H4-8, 1077 nucleotides. RefSeq lists its product as uncharacterized. NCBI's taxonomy places the organism in Eukaryota, Fungi, Basidiomycota, Agaricomycetes, Agaricales, Schizophyllaceae. The record is from RefSeq and is a predicted model, not a curated record. The transcript is spliced from 5 exons. Bases 41 to 1051 code for a protein of 336 amino acids.
CUCAACUCCACUCACAGCCACCUCUACUAAUCGCACACCCAUGAUCGGGCCCGAACUGCCCCCGCACCUGCAGCGGCCCAAGAAGGACGAGGAAGAGGAGUCGAGCGAUGACGAGGACGCGUUCCUGCCAGAGCUCCCGCCCGAUCUCAAGGCGGGCCCGAAGGCUCUCUCUUCUACCCCUGGUCCGUCACCAUCCGGGCCGUCGGCGUCUGCAUCAAACCCUUCCGCGCCCGCGUCUACCUCCAGGCCCUCCGCAUCCACACGCCCACCACCUGCCCCGGCACCCUACGACGAUGACGACUCGGACGACGAUGUGGGACCGAAGCCGCUCGGCGCGCCUGCCGUGCGGCACGACGAGAAUGAAGGUAUUCGCCGAUUCUUGGAAGUCGAGCAGAGGAGGAGGGAAGAGGCGGAGAACGCCUCCAAACCCAAGACCCUCCAGCGCGAAUCUUGGAUGCUCACCCCGCCCUCGGCAUCCGAGCUGCUAUCCAACAUCGACCCCACCAAAAAGCGCACCUUCUCCACCUCCACCCUCGCCCCCGCGUCCUCCCGCAAGAAGAACGAGCCGAACCUGUGGACGGAGACGCCGCAGGAACGACUCCAACGACUCAAGGACGAGGUUAUGGGUCGCACGAAAGGAGAGACAGAGGGGAGGCGGAAACGCGCUGUGAACCCUACGGGGGACGAUGGGAACGACGAGGAGGGUGCGGGGGAUAGGGAGAGGGCUAAGCGAAGGAAAGUGGAGGAAGAGCAUCAACGCAAUGUAGGGGAAGGCGUGGAGGAGUAUACGCGCAAAAUCCGCGGCCCCUCCCUCACCGAGGCCCACCUCGAGCGCGAGCGGCAGAAGGCGGCGAGCAAGGCGAAGCGGGAUGAGUCGGCGAGCAAGGCGAAGCGGGAUGAGUCUGACCCCGACCCCAUCUGGGACCGCGACCGCGACCUCGGCGUCGGCGGGCGCAUCUUCAGCGACGGCGAGCGCAAAAAAGCACUUCACGACGCGCGGAGCGGGCUGGGCGAGCGGUUUGGCGCGGGGGGUGGGGGAAGGUUUAUGUGAGGGGGGUGGGGGAAGGUUUAUGUGAG